Molecule: messenger RNA, 2408 nt
Organism: Lacerta agilis (Sand lizard)
Lineage: Eukaryota; Metazoa; Chordata; Lepidosauria; Squamata; Lacertidae
Gene: FASTK
Product: Fas activated serine/threonine kinase
Exons: 9
Coding region: 20-2242 (740 amino acids)
Biological process (GO): mitochondrial RNA processing; regulation of mitochondrial mRNA stability
Cellular component (GO): ribonucleoprotein granule; mitochondrial matrix
Molecular function (GO): RNA binding
Source: RefSeq, a predicted model, not a curated record
CCCCGCUUUGCCCCCUGCCAUGCUGCCCCUCCUCCGUGCCCUGAGCAGGGGGGGCACCAGCUCCUCGGCCCCCUGGAUUGACCCGGGCGGGGCUGGCCUGCUCCCAACCUGCAGCUUCUGCCUGGGGAGGGCCAAGCCCCCUGCCUCGCCACCGGAACCCGGCCCCCCGCACCCCACUGCGGCCCCCGAGGGGUUUCCUUCCCCCUCCUGCCCCCCGGAGAGGCGGAGCACCUUUGUCGCCCUGAAGCGGCUGCUGGAGCGAUCGCGCAGCGUCCCCGAGCUCCUGCGCUGGCUGUGGCAGAACCCGGGCCGGGUGUCGGGUGCGCAUUAUGCCCUGGCCCUCGGCCACCUGGGCCGCCUGCUCCCCCAGGACAAGGGGGGUCCCUGCCUGGAGCCCCUCCUGCACCAGCCCGACUUCCAGCAUCUCAGCCGGGCCGUCGCCAGGCGCUGCGCCCAGUUUGACGACGCCACCCUCGUCCGCUGCCUCCAUGCCUCGGCUGCGCUGGGCCUGCCUGGAGACAGCCGCCUGGUCCUUGCGCUGCAGGAUGAGGCCCAGAGGCGGCUGGAGCGCCUCCGCCGGAGGGACGUCUCCACGGCCAGCGGCAAAGCCGUGCGCCUCCGCCCACUGAGCCACGCUGCUGCUGCUACCACCCCCCCUCCGUCGGAGGCCUGCCAGGGCAGCCCGGAGCCGCGCCCGGAGGAACAGCGCCGCCUGCAGACCCUCUUUUUGCUCCUCUCGUACUACCGCCUGCGGGCCCAGAAGCAGCAGGAAGAAACCCCACCGGUGCGGCGCGAGUUCCUGCGCCUGGUACAUCUCUCGCUGCGCCAGCUGCAGGUUGCGCAGGAGGAGGAGCUGGCGCUGCUGGAGCAGAUGCUCUGUCUGGGCGCCCGCGAGGCCAGUGGCAGCGACACCCUGGGCGCCAUCUUCGGGUCCCGGCUCUUCUACCAGAACCGCCGGGAGAACUUCAUCUGCAGCAUGGCAGACUGGUUCCCUGGCAAGGCGGGGGGCUUGACCCCUCCCACCAUGGCCCUGGUUGCCAAAUACUUGUCCCGCCACCGCCUGAGGGAGCCUCGCCUGCUGGACGCCAUCGCCACCUUCCUGCUGGAAAGAGCACAGCAGCUGGAGAGCAAGAUGAUCCAGAAGCUGGUCUUCCCCUUCAGCCGGUUGAACUUCCGCCCGUCCAACCACGCCGACCUCUUCCCCCGCCUGGAGGCGGCUGUGCAGAAGCCGGGUGUCUCCCCCCUGGCCGCCCUCAACACCCUCAUGUCCUUGGUGCAGCUCUGCCACUUCCCUCCUGCCCUCCUGCGCCAAGUCUUCUCUCCCGCCUUCCUGGCCAACGUCACCAGCAGCCCCUGCGGGCAGAUUGUGCUGCGCUACCUCUCCCUCUUGGACGCGGCUGUGGCGCUGGAGGUCCCCGGGUACCGCGGCCCCCGCCUGCCCCCCCAGUACCGCGUGCGCAUGUUUGAAGGGGCGCUCACCGCAGACAAGGCCAACCGCAAGUACAGCUACAAAGGCCUGGUGGGAGAGGCUCUCUGCCAGCUGGUGGGCAGGGGAUGCUUCCGGCAGGACGAGGUGGUGCCCCCGGGGUAUUGCGUAGACUUCCUGCUCUGGGUCACCCCUUCCGGUGGCGUCCUCCCCCUGGGGGGCACCCACAGUUCUCCCAAGGGUGCUGCCCCCGCCCUCGCCUCUGGAACGCAGAACUCGGUGCCUUUGGGGCUGGAGUCGACGGCAGGGUCUCUUCCGCCCCUGGACAGCUUCUGUGGCCCCAGCCGGGAGCCCUCACCAGAGACCCCCUUCCCGAGCAGCCCCACACGGACGGACCCCUCCCCGGUGGGCUCCCCCUGCAGCACCAACGGGACCCACUUCUCCUUCCCCGCCAGGGGGCAGCCAGAGACUGAGCUGGGGCUGCCGGCCAGGGAGCAGCUCCUCCGCCUCCCCCCAGCGGACAAAGGGGGGCACCCUCAAGGCUUCUCCCCCCAGGGGCCCAGCACCGAAGGCACGGCGCAGGGUGGUCCACAGGAGAAGGAGGGGGUCCACAGGGUGGUGCUGUCUGUCAACGACCAGUGGCAUUACUGCCACGGCUCCUCGGUCCUGGUGGGCUCUCGGGCCAUGCGCAGCCGCCAUCUCUGCCUGUUGGGCUACCGCCUGGUGCAGCUGCCCUACCAGGAGCUGGAGAAAAUGAGGGGCGUGGAGGAGACCAAGCUCUACCUGAGACGGAAGCUGAAGGAGCUGCAGUUCUGAAGCAGAUGCUUCCAUGUGGGUCGGUGUGGGUCACCGGAGAGCAGGAAACACGAGUUGUGGCCCAUUUGGGGAUGGUGUGUCACUUUUCUUGCAGAGCACACAUUCCCCCAGUGCAUCCCUCAGAGGGAUUCAUUUGAGGUGCAAGAGAGCGUUUGUCUUUGCAAUA